AUGGCUUCAGGAAGAGAACUCAACGUUGACCCCACCAGUUGGAUCUUUCCUAUUCAAGUGUUGCUGGGUACUGUAAGACACGGAGAAGUUGAGGCAUGUAGCAUCUCCAAGGUUCCAGACAAGCUUAGAAAGCCAAACAAGGACGCAUACGUUCCGCAGGUUGUCUCCAUCGGACCCUACCACAAGGGAUCCCAAAACGAUCUCUUGAUGAUGGAACAACCCAAAUGGAAUUACAUGCUGUCUCUUCUAGGACGAUCCCUGUUCCAAGCGGAACAAGAGGGGAAAAUUAAAGACGGCCCAAGCACGGUGAAAGAAUGCGGCGAGACCAUUCUGGAGAUAGAAUACAUAGUACGUGCCAGCUAUGGGGGGAACGCUCUAUCUGAACCACACGAGCUAGCAAAACUUAUGCUUCUGGAUGGUUUUUUCUUGUUAGAGUUUAUUCACAGGCUUCACGAGUAUAAGGAAUCCUUGAAGGCUGGGGAGAAUGGUGAAUAUGAUGACGACCCUGUAUUCGAAAGCCUAGACAAAGUCUUGUCUGUGUUGAGUGACUUGCUUCUGCUUGAGAAUCAAGUACCCUUCAUUGUUCUCAAGAAGUUGUACAGAAAACUUUUCCCGGUUCCUGUUCCCGUUGAGCAAGAUCACCGUGUUGCUACUCUUGCAAUGGAAGCUCUAGGCUACUCUUCUGUUGUUCCUACAGCUGGUGCGGCUCAUCUUCUUCACCUUGUUUAUUUGUCCAUCGUGAACCAGGAGGAUAGAAAAAAAACUAGGCGAGCGCAUAAAGAGUUAAAGCGUUGCGCCACUAGACUUCGAGCUCGUGGAGUAACGAUAAGACCAGGAGGUAGAAGCAAUAUGAACCAGUUUGGUGACAUCUUUAACUUUGAGAUAAAUUUCGACAAAGGGGUGUUGGAGAUUCCUCAGCUUCGUAUUAAGAAGUCAACGGAAGUCACAUGGAGGAACAUGAUUGCGUGGGAGCAGAGCAGAAUUGUAACCAGUUGCAAAUUGACUUCGUAUGCUUUGUUUUUCCAAGGCUUGAUUUGUUGUACGCAUGACAUCGAACUGCUGGAGCGUCUUGGAAUUAUAGUGAACGAAUCCGGGAAAAGAAAUGUAGAUUUGCUGAAGAUGUUUCAAACUCUGAGUGAGGGAGUUGAUCAGAUGGAUUGGAGUUAUAGUGACGUUUGUGGCAAGUUGAACUCAGACACGGGAACGAGAUCGUUAACAAAAUGGCCAAUAGUCACUUGGCAUCAGUGCAGACGUAUCAUUGCAAUUAUUGUUUACUAUUGCAAAAACUGGUACAGCAUUCUGAUAAAGGAACACAUUCCUACGGUUUGGAAACUCAUAGGAGUGUUGGCAGCUGUGGCGCUGCUAGGCCUCACUAUUGCACAGACAUACUAUUCAGCAAAGAGCAGUAAUAAAUAA
This is a messenger RNA of Vigna angularis (adzuki bean), 1416 nucleotides long. RefSeq names its product UPF0481 protein At3g47200. The transcript has a single exon. Bases 1 to 1416 code for a protein of 471 amino acids. The record is from RefSeq and is a predicted model, not a curated record. NCBI's taxonomy places the organism in Eukaryota, Viridiplantae, Streptophyta, Magnoliopsida, Fabales, Fabaceae.